AUGGCACAGAGGUUGCUGAAACAUGCUCCACAGCGGUGCCUUCAUUUCCCCCUUUUCCCACUCUGGACGAGGCAGACGAGGCAGACGAGGCAGGGGAAGUUGCUCUUGCCGCUCCAUUUCCGAGGCUUUGGAAGUGAGAGUGACAUGGCGGGCGUGCACAAAAGCCCCAUUGUGCAGCUACUUUGGAAAGACAGGGCAAACCUACAGCGAGUCACAGCGGCUGGAGGCAAACCGCAGGAGAAGCUCUUGACCAAAACGGCCAGAGAUUCCCGGGUUGCUGUUUCCUACAACUUCAAAGACGACUUCCUGUUGAAGGAACAGUACGCAAACUUCAACGGCUUAAUCCAGUUUAGCAAGCUUUUCGAGGACCUGGAUGCCUUAGCAGGCAAUGUUGCUUUCAAACAUUGUGAUGAUGACGACCCUGAAACCAGAAUGCCACAUUUGGUGACAGCCUCUGUAGAUCGAAUCCGCCUGGCUCCUGGUAUCGCCAUCUCGUUGGACCAAAACUAUGAGAUGUCUGGUCAGGUCUCAUGGGUAGGCAGCUCAUCACUCAUAAUCCACAUGAAGCUCACGCGCGAAUCUGACGACGUGGACGUUCUCGUGGCCAAUUUCACUUUCGUUGCGCGGGACAUCAUAUCUGGCAAGAGCUGCAAGGUAAACAGACUGGAGCCAGAAACUGAGGAUGAGAAGAAACUCUUCCAGCUUGCAGAUGACAAGAACAAAGCCAGGAGAACGGCCCGUGCAGCUGCAAAAGCUGCAGCAGGCACGCAGGUGGAUGCCACGCAGACUGCUUUGGCCAAGGAGCUACUGGACCAAGGCCGGCUGCUUCAGGACAUGCCUGGACUUGCAGUUGGCGACGCGGUCCUCAUUCACCAGACGCAGCGGGAAACCAUGAUUAUUUGCCAGCCGCAACAGCGCAACACUGCUGGCCGUAUGUUUGGCGGCUACCUCAUGAGGUGUGCCUACCGCUGUGCAUUUCCAACUGCCUACAUGUUUGCGGGCUCUUUCCCACACUUCGUGGAGGUCGACGAGGUCAGCUUCAUUCAUCCGGUUGAAGUUGGAGACAUAUGCGAGUUCAACGGACGAGUCAUGCUGACAUACACGAAGGUGAGACCGAUUCUGCAUGUGGAAGUCACGGCUUCCGUGCUGAAGCCUGAAAAGAAAUCCAGCUUGGUCACAAAUGUCUUCAACUUCGUGUUCGAGCUGAGACCGAAGCCUGGACAAGCUCUUCCGGUAAUCAAGCGCGUUUUCCCUGCAACAAACACCAUUGCUCAGAGAGUCGUCGCCAUCAUGGCCAGACACGUCUUGGACGUCUUCAAGAUUGGACAGGCUCGUGUCGUGGUGGUGGCCAACGAAAGCCGGAAUCGAGCAAAUCAGGUGGCUACCGCCAUUCGGUCCAAGUACCCGCAGUUGCCGAUGGUUGUAAGAGCAAAGGACUCUGAGCAUAAGCAGUGGCUGGAGACCACGCUGAAUGUUAAGGCAUUAAUGCCCGCCAUGAUUGCCGUUCGCUUUGGGACUGAAGUGAUGCAGCUGUUGGGCUACCCUGAGGAUGAGGUAAAGGCUUUGCUGCAGGAGCUGUUGAAUUCGGCACUGGCUGAAAUUUGUGGUGACUCGAAAACUUUCCUCACCGUCGACGACAUUAUCGACGAUACCGCUGACAUCAUCGACGAUACCGCUGGAAAGCAAGCGAGUGAGAGCAGUGGUAGUCCUGCCUACUCCCAGGUUGACGAGUACUUUGCGCGCAUCACAGUUCCGCUCUAUGAGGUGACCUACCCCUUUCCAGAAGCACUGCCUUGGCUCAGGGUGCCAAGGCGACGCAGCCAAGUGCAUGCGGCCCUGGAGCAGAGGCUUGGUGUGGGAUGGGUCGUCCUGUCCCUCUUGGAAGAUCCUGGAGUUGUAGACGGAGGAGUCAAACCACGGCGCACCGACGACAUCGUCGCGGCUGAAAGCGGCCGAUCCGUGCCUUCCGAAUCAACGAAAUCCCAGCUAGACGCCUGGCUGGGAGCUGCUGAGGUGCCGGCUGCCGAGCUCCGCAAGGCCAAUGCGCCCGCCUCUGCACUGCCGCAGGCCUGUCCGCUCUCGCGCCGUCGAAGUGACUGA
Messenger RNA from Symbiodinium natans, 2100 nucleotides. NCBI's taxonomy places the organism in Eukaryota, Dinophyceae, Suessiales, Symbiodiniaceae. The record is from the annotation of a GenBank genome assembly.